AUGUCUCAACAAAAGAAAAAGUCUUCGAAAAAGGGUUCUACUUCAGAGCAGCAGUCAACCAUGUCAAAGUUCGGGAAAUAUGAUACCGGGGAAUAUGAUCCCGAGGGGAAGACCAUUGAGGAGCGAGUGAAGGAGGUUAUGGACAUUUCGAAAGCACACGGCGGCACCUUCACCAAAGCGAAACACGACGCCGCGAUGGCCGAGAUUCAGAAACUAAACGUGCAUUCAAUCUCUGAAUAUGUUCUGCAUUUCAAAUAUAAGCGGAGGGAUCUGUACGGACGGGAACAAGUCGAUGAUAUAAUACCGGAUAGGACGAAGUCGCACAUGUUAGUCGCAACAAGCUACCAGCAGAUGGCCGCAUUGGGUAGCUUAGUUCCCUUCAAUCCGCAGGAAAAUAUGGAGAUCAAGAAGGAAGCCUGCUGCGGUGGAAUCGAUAAGUCGGAAUCCGUGAUCUGGAAGAAUGAAUGGAUGGAAUCCCAGUUCCGCAAGGAUCUCGAGCAAACCCUGGAAAAUGCGAAAGACAACCUCCCACGCAUCGACAAAAUCCUCUGCUUUGGAUUAGGGCCUCUCAACAACCAGGCUAGCUAUGCGCGGCACCGAGCGAUCUAUGCAAUCUCUACAUUUUAUAGCCUGAUGGGAAUCCAAGUUCAGGUUUAUGUUCAGGAUCACAGAUACUGCCCGGAAUGCAUCAACGAGGUGGCGAGGCAUCAUUGCAUGCCGUUCGAUGACGCCAUGGCGUUCGUUGACAAGAAAGCGUUCGUGGUUAGCAUCCGGCCAGGAUAUGUGGUUCGACAAAGAGUCACGGAGUACGGUUCAGCAGAUGGAGGACCUGCCGCAAUGCUCUGUGCGCCCAUCAAUGAUCGGGGCCACUCCUCUACCCGGGAUUCCGAUCCGCCUAGCGACUUUGCGUACGAGUACAUUCAAGGAUACGAUGAGUUCAACCUGAGUGAUGAGGGAGAGAACGACUUCUUCGGCGACUUGAGGCUGUAUUUGAAGAAGCGAGAGGCACCAGAACCACAUGAAGAGCCGGGAUCUAUCAUCCGUAGUCCGGUUUAG
Trematosphaeria pertusa is the source of this 1056-nucleotide messenger RNA. RefSeq lists its product as uncharacterized. NCBI's taxonomy places the organism in Eukaryota, Fungi, Ascomycota, Dothideomycetes, Pleosporales, Trematosphaeriaceae. The coding region runs from base 1 to 1056 and encodes 351 amino acids. The record is from RefSeq and is a predicted model, not a curated record. The transcript has a single exon.